This is a messenger RNA of Larimichthys crocea (large yellow croaker), 4112 nucleotides long. Its product is annotated as un-named sa1614. Gene Ontology annotation, biological process: positive regulation of GTPase activity. Gene Ontology annotation, cellular component: cytoplasm. The transcript has 28 exons. Bases 675 to 3680 code for a protein of 1001 amino acids. The record is from RefSeq and is a predicted model, not a curated record. Lineage: Eukaryota; Metazoa; Chordata; Actinopteri; Sciaenidae. Gene Ontology annotation, molecular function: GTPase activator activity; protein binding.
CCCGUGAACGCGCCUCUCCAUGCGGUUUGAAUAAAGAAAAGCAGAAGAAAAUAAAUCAGCUGAUGAUGAAAAGACAUGAAGCUGCUCCUGGAGCUGGAAUCAGCGACCGGUUUGAUUCUCUCAUCUGAACCCGGUCCUGGUGCCCGAGAGGAGGGGAGAUCCGGUUCUCCACUCAGCCUCUCCGCUCUUUGUCAGCCGGUUCACAAACGGAGACCCGGGCGGGUUUGAGGGUUUUUUCUCUGAAUGAAGCAGCUCAACCCGAGAGAGACUCAUCUGCUUUAACGCGCUAAUGACCCGGGAGUGUUUUAAUGUUUGUGGUUUUGUGUUGAAUCUGCUCGGUUCGGGUUUAUCUCCUGCUGGAUUUAAUCACCUUUUGUUUGGAGGAGGAAGCAGCGGCUGAUGCUGCGGUUCACAGUGAAGUCACACUGACGGAGCAGGUCUUUAACGCCUUUAUCUGCAUGUUAAUGCCAGUUUAUCCUCACAGGACUGUGGUAGGGCUGAUGGGAUUAUUCCACCUUAAAUUAUUUUAUUAUUUAUCAUAAUUAUCUCUGGGGGACAGCUUGAAGGUUCCGCCUGGUUUCCUCGAUCUUUUGUGUGCAGCUGAUCUGUCAGUCCCUGGACUCUAAUAGUCUGUUCGGGUCCCUGUCCCGGUGUGUCCUGGGUCGAGGAGCACCAUGCCGGAGUGCGUGUCCGUGUCCGAUUUCCUGCAGGAGGUUCAGGAGGACUGGAGCUCCCCAACCACCUCCUCCUUCACCUCCAAGAUGAUCAGCUGCAGGAACACCGUCUACCUGCUAGAGGAGGUUCUGGACAGUGAUCGGUUGGUGCUGCAAAAGAUGAAGAAAGCUGCAAAAGCCAAAUACACAUCAGGACAAGAUCACGUGUCUCACCUGGAGCAGUACAUUAACUCGAUGGAGAAGUUGUCAGUCAACUGUCACUCAAACGGAGAGACGGAGGUCGGAUCUGCCUUCUGUCGACUGGCAGACUUUUCUAAAGAGCUCCUCUCUCCCAUGAAGAACCUGUUAAAGAGUAUGCUCCACAACAUCAACUUCUUCCUGGACUCACUGGUUAAAGGAGACCUGAGAGAGGUGAAGGGGGAUCUGAAGAAGCCUUUUGACAGAGCGUGGAGGGACUAUGAGAGCAGAUUUAAGCAGGUUGAAAAGGAGAAGAGGGAGUUAGCUCGUCAGUAUGGGAUGGUGAGGAGUGAGGUGAGCGGGGGAGAGAUCGCUGAGGAGCUUGAGAAGGAGAGACGCUCCUUCCAACUGAGCAUGUGUGAGUAUCUGAUUAAGGUCAACGAGAUAAAGACAAAGAGAGGAGUCGAUCUGCUGCAGAACCUCAUCAAACACUACCACAGCCACAACAAUUUCCUGCAGGAGUGCGUUUCCACCACGCAGAGGUUGAAGCAGUACAUGGAGGAGCUGAAUGGAGUCCUGACAACGGUGAAGCAGCGUCAGGAGGAAGAGAAGAGGCAACUCGUGUCUCUCAGAGAUCAGCUGAGACCGGUCGUUCACACAGAGCAGGAGUCUUUACCUAAGCAGGUGUACAGUAUGCAUCAGCUGCUGGGAGACAAACAGUAUGGAACAGAAAGGACAGGAUUUCUCUACAAGAAGAGUGACGGGUUGAGGAAAAUGUGGCAGAAGAGAAAAUGUUCAGUGCACAACUGUUACCUGACCAUCGCCCACGCUACUCCUAAUAAACCUCCAACCAGACUCAACCUGCUUACCUGUCAAGUUAAACCGAGUGUGGAGGACAAGAAAUGCUUCGACCUCAUCUCUCAUAAUCGGACCUAUCACUUUCUGGCUGAGGAUGAAGCUGAGUGUGUGGCCUGGAUCUCGGUGCUCAGUAACAGUAAGCAGGAGGCUCUGAAUGUGGCUCUGGACGGAGGGGGGAGAGGAGGUGGAGGAGGAAGUGGGGAGAGCAGCGUGGAGGAUCUGACCCGGGCCAUCACUGAUGACAUCAAACGGAUGCCUGGAAACAACAACUGCUGUGACUGCGGAGCUCCAGAUCCUGGAUGGCUUUCAACCAACCUUGGUAUCCUGACCUGUAUCGAGUGUUCGGGGAUCCACAGGGAGAUGGGAGUCCAUGUCUCCAGGAUCCAGUCUCUCAGUCUAGACAGUCUAGGAACUUCAGACCUGCUGUUGGCCAGGAAUGUUGGUAACUCUGGUUUUAAUGAAAUACUGGAGGCAAACCUGCUGAGUCCGUCGCUGAAGCCGUCCCAACACAGCCACAUGGCGGAGCGUAAAGACUUCAUCCUAUCAAAGUAUCAGGACAUUCAUUUUGUGAGGCGGAGCCACAACUCCACUGCAGCGCUGCGACUCAGCCUGCAGGAGGCGACCAAGAGCUGCGACAUCUACAGUCUGAUACAGCUGUACGCUCAGAGGACGGAGCUGAGCCAGCCGCUGCACUCACACAUACAGGAGAAAGGUGAGACGGCGCUGCAUUUAGCCGUCCUAUUGGCUGACCGGACAUCGCUGCACAUCCUUGACUUCCUGGCUCAGAACUGCUCUAACGUUGAUGUGCAGACAUCAUCAGGAAACACGGCGCUGCACUACAGCUGUCUGCACAACAAGACCGACUGUGUGAGACUGCUGCUGAGAGCCAGGGCCAACACACACAUCAAGAACGAGUUAGGAGAGAGCGCUCUGGACGUGAGCCGCAGGUUGAAACACGGCCACUGUGAGGCGCUGCUGCAGCAGGCCCAGUCCAAUCAGUUUGACCAUCACGUCCAUGUGGAGUAUGAGUGGAGGCUUCGUCACGAUGAUCUCUACGACAGUGAUGAUGACUUUGACGACAAGAACGGUCCGGUUAAGAAGGAGCGCUUCUCCUCUUCCUCGUCGUCCUCCUUCACUUCCUCCUUCUCCUUCUCCUCCCGUCCCUUCAGCUUCAAUCAGUCCGCCUCCUCCUCCAUCACCCCAGCCUCCUCUGGAGCAGCUGGAGGAGGUCUGCUCAGUGUGGGGAGGAGGCUCGCUAUGGCUAUGGAGCUCCACAGCCGACCCACUAGCUCUGCCUCCAGCCCUCCUCCUCCUCCCCCGUCCUCCCCUGCACCUCCACUGCCGCCGAGAGUCAAAGUUCCCAAUGUCCCUCCUCCUCCACCUCCUGGGGAGGAAGACGAGGAGGAUGAGGGGGAAGUCUUCUUCCCCAUGACAGGAAACAGAAAGUCAACCCCUCCUCCCAUCGCCGUCCGACACAAGAGGAGCUGCUCUGAGUCCAGCCAGCAUGAUUACGGGUUGCCGACCAGUCCCAGGAUCUACAGUGGCCCAGACUCUUCCUUUAAGAAGUGUGUGCCAGCCUCUCCUCUCAGCUCGCUGGCAGAACGACCAGACAGAGGUUUUCGGAGGGCAGACAGUGACGGUAGCUCCUCCAACUCCAUGCACCCUGAUGGUAAAGCUCCGCCCAACGGCUCUCCCACCAAUCAGCGUUCUCAGAGCUUUGAGAACGACAAAAGAGGCCCCGCACCCCAACCGCUUCCUCGCAGAUCAUUGCCUCGGGGUGCGACGAGCCGCCGGGUUGAGGCGCUGUACGACUGCCAAGCUGACCACCAUGAUGAGCUGAGUUUCUCAGAGGGACAGGUGCUAGUGGUCCUGGGACAGGAGGACAGUGAUUGGUGGCAUGGUUAUAUAGAAGGCGAACCGGACCAGAGAGGUUUGUUUCCAUCCUCCUUCGUCCAACUGCUCUUAGACUGACAUGAACCUAGAACAGACCAGACCAGACCAGGACCGGUGCAGACCCUGGACCACUUCAGAUCCAGACCACAUCAGUCCUCCAGGAGAAGAAGUAGCUGAACCUCAGGAGAACCAAACCAGAUCAGUACUGAGCAGCAGAAGCUGAACAUCUGCAAUGGACCAGGUCAGACUUUCAGGUUUUUGUCCAACUCCACCUCCCAGAACUGGACUGCUCUGGUCCUGACCAGCAUCACAUGUUCACGGCCGAGCCACUAUUCCUGUUGUCAUAGCACCCAGCGUUUCUUACGCCUUCUGUCACCAUAGAAACAUUACAGAUGACCUUUCGGUGAAGAAUCUAGUCCAGACUAGAUCUUUACGUGGUUCGGGUCAUUUGAUAAUGUUGCCAUGGAGGCGGCCUCGCACAGAUCAAUCAGCAAUGAUUCAGAGCUGAUG